Molecule: messenger RNA, 1200 nt
Organism: Drosophila nasuta
Lineage: Eukaryota; Metazoa; Arthropoda; Insecta; Diptera; Drosophilidae
Product: activating signal cointegrator 1 complex subunit 1
Exons: 2
Coding region: 111-1154 (347 amino acids)
Biological process (GO): DNA alkylation repair; regulation of DNA-templated transcription
Cellular component (GO): nucleus
Molecular function (GO): RNA binding
Source: RefSeq, a predicted model, not a curated record
AACAUCGAAAAUGUGACAUCGCUGAAACAAACCGGCAAGGAAACAGACAUUUGGGCUUUCCCUGUGAAGGCCACCACAUCGUUUAAGUUUCCCUUAUUUAUUUAAAAAAAAUGAGUCGCAACGUUCUGGCGCCGCCAACUCAACGGAUGAGCCACAAUCGCAACUACCGUGUUAACGUUGUGCACGACGAUUUCGGUGGCAGCAAAUGGAAUUCCAAAAACCAGAGCUCAACUUCCAAGGGAUAUGAGGAACAGGAUCUCUAUGGAGAUGAUGACUACGAGGACGACGGCACCGAGUGCAACAUUGAAGAACAGCCCGACGGCAGCUUCAAACUGGCAUUGCAUGUGCCCAAAUCGUUUUAUGGUGGUUUAAUUGGCUUCAAGGGCUCAACAAAGCGUCGCAUUGAAACCGAGAGCAAAACUACCAUCCACGUGCCACGUCAAACGGAUGCCUCUAACGAUUUAAUCAUCAGGUCUAAUGAACGCAGCAAUGUGUGCUCCGCUCUGCGAAAAGUUCGUCUUCUAUUGGAUUCCCUACGCAAACGAAUGCGGCCAACUCAUUUCCUGGCCGUACCAUUAAACUCUGGUCAAGUAAAAGAUCGCUUCAUGGAGCUGAAACAAAAGAUAUUAGAUGCCCAACUACCUGGCAUAGAUUCGGAGCUAUUCAUAUCGGAACGUUGCAUUCAUUUAACUCUGGGCGUCUAUGUGCUCUUGGAUGAUGCGGAGCGUAAGAACGCUGUCAAUGAGCUGCAAACCUGUCGCCAAUGGUUGGCUGACUUGACCACACCAUUUGAACUAAAAGUCAAGGGUCUUGAAAUCAUGAACGAUGAUCCUAGCUCAGUACGAGUGCUCUACGCCUGUGUAGAGUCACCACAGCUUCAACAAUUCGCCGAUAAGUGUCUUAAGCAUUUCCGAACAACCGGAUUCUGUGCCACGGAUAACAAUACGCGUGAUAACAUCAAGCUCCACAUGACGGUGUUGAAUAGCCGCUAUCGUGAGGAAAAUAACAGCUCCUUCGAUGGCCGCGAGAUACUCAAACGCUUUAGCGACUUUGAUUUCGGCACUGCACAAUGCAACGAGGUUCAUUUGUGUGUGCUCAAGUCAUCCAGGGAGGUCGAGGACUUCUACAAGAUAACGGGCAGUCUGAAAUUCUAACGAUCUAAACGAAAUAAAUCCAACAUCAAAUGUUACACACAUACAC